This is a messenger RNA of Trachemys scripta elegans, 1650 nucleotides long. RefSeq names its product SLAM family member 8-like. The coding region runs from base 92 to 1105 and encodes 337 amino acids. The transcript is spliced from 7 exons. The record is from RefSeq and is a predicted model, not a curated record. NCBI's taxonomy places the organism in Eukaryota, Metazoa, Chordata, Testudines, Emydidae.
GGUGAGAAUGGCAGGGUGUGUCCUAUGUGCUGCACUUCCCCCUGUAUUCGCAGCUUAGAUUGCAGUUUCAGCUACAGGCAAAGAUGAAGACAUGGAGGUGAGACGCCCCUCUGUCCCCUUACUGCUCCUGACGCUGAUCAGUUUCUUGGCAGGCAUCGUAAUUAGCCAAGUACUGACUCCGCACCGCCCGGUGAAUGGGAUUCUGGGAGGAUCGGUCGUGCUGUCUGUGGAUCUAUCCCCCGGGAGAAAGGUGAAAGAAAUCGAAUGGAACUUUCAUGCUGGGUCAGGUGUGACGCUCCUGCUGGCUGAGUUCAAAGGGGGGAAGUUUGAGCGACCCGAUCCCAACGACAGAUUUCAGCAGAGACUAGAAAGGUACAACGAGACCUCGCUGAGGAUCAGGGCUCUGGAGCUAAAUGAUAGUGGAAUUUAUAAGGUCCGGAUUACGAUAGUACCAGCAACUGUGGAGGAACUGGCCUUUCUCCUGACCGUCUAUGAGCCGGUGCCAAUGCCAGAGAUAAAGAGUCACUCGCUCUCCAGCCCGGCAGCUGGGUGCAAUGUCACUCUGCAGUGUCAGGUGUCUGGCAGGGAAGAGGUUAACGUCUCCUGGAGUAGAGGGAACCCACCCCGAGACCUGGGCGAUCCCAAGCGGUACCAGCUCAGCCCAGACGGCAGAACCCUUCACCUGUCUCUGCAGCCCAACCUCCCGGACUCUACCUUCACCUGCACGGCCAGCAACCCCGUGGACCAGAAAAACAUCUCUCUUGACCUGCAGAGCAUCUGCCAAAGCGGUGGAGCGGCUCCCAGUCCUUGCCAUUGGAAAGCCAUUGUUGUGACACUGUUCCUGGGAAUGCAGAUUGGUGCCAUUGUCCUUGUGAACCUGCUGCCCAGAAAAACGCUGGAAUGCUGGCGGCUGGGCUCUGCUGUCCCCACGGUCCCAGAGGAGGAGGAAUGUCUUUCAGAGCCCCACUAUGCUGAGAUCAAGAGGAGGAGUCCUCCGGAGGGGGACGACCAGGACCCUGGCUUCCCGAGCGAGAGGACGCCGAUCACCACCAUCUAUGACCAGAUCCGAGUGGUCCCAGCUGGCCCCUCUGAGCAGGUUACCUAGGCCAGGAGCGCCAAGAAAAGUGUGUGGCAAAGUCCUGUAACAUCCUUGGAGGAGGUGGAAAGUUUGUGUGUUCUUGUGGGUCGGGAUCUCGAGGGGGCAGCUGUGGCAGAUGUAAGACCUUGGAGUUCGCAAGACUCUGCUGAAAAUGGACAGACACGCAGGGCGUCUUGGGACAAGGGGAAUGGAUUUCCUGGGGGACUCCCAAGGGAGAGGUUCAUGCAAAUUCCCCCAACUCUGGUUCUGCAAACCCCCCCAGCCUUUCGAAGCGACACCCUGUGGAACGCCUCAUUGUCUGCUGCUAACAUGUGAUGUGAGGCCAAGAAAGAAAGAGAUGAUCUGCCCAAUCUCUGCUCUGGUUCCGGAUCUAAGACAGACGAACUUGUAACCAUGGGGGAAAAACCCAGUUGUGGGUUUUCAAGGACUGAACUUACUAGAACCCGAGGUUGGGGCUGACGCUUUUGAGCGUGUGUCUAGGUUAUUCUAUGGUCUUCGUCUGUUUGCUCUGUCAUGCUUUUCCCUUAAGAAUAAAGGCGCUUGCCCAGCAA